Molecule: messenger RNA, 438 nt
Organism: Purpureocillium takamizusanense
Lineage: Eukaryota; Fungi; Ascomycota; Sordariomycetes; Hypocreales; Ophiocordycipitaceae
Exons: 2
Coding region: 1-438 (145 amino acids)
Source: RefSeq, a predicted model, not a curated record
AUGGACCUGUCGGACGGGUCAACAAACGUGAAUAUCCCAAACGAGCACCAGAUCGAUGUGAUAGACAUGCGGCAUCAGAAUCCCCGCCCGUGCCUCAUAGAGAAUGGAUACGAACUUAUCAAGCACAACUUCUCGCUGAGUUCGGACCAGUUCCUUUCCGGUACCACUCCGGAAGGCGAAGCCUUAAUCCGAGAAGUUCAUAGCGAGGUUGCUGAACUCCUGAAGAGUUUCACGGGCAGCAAAAUUGUCCGACCGUCGUCGUUCCGCAACCGUGGGUUGAACCCACAAUCCAGGGAUGUUACCAUGAUGCCCUCGACGUGCAAUAUCCUGGCUGUGGCCCAUAUCGAUCACGACCGUGAGUCGGCCGAGACCGCAAUACGUCGCAAGCUUGGUGACGAGUUUGACGAGCUAUGGGCUCGCUAUAGCCAUUACGGCUAA